AUGCAGGGGUACUCGGAGGCUCCUGGAAUCUGGACGCAGGAGCAGGUCAAGGCGUGGAAGCCCAUCGUCGACGCCAUCCACCGUAAGGGUGGCAUCUUCUUCUGUCAGAUUUGGCAUGUCGGCAGGGUUUUCAUUAAUGGUUUGUUCCCAUCUAGCACUUUUGAGCUUGUGCUGGUUGUCUUGUUGGUUACUGAUUUUCCUUCAACCCAAUUCGCAGAUUUUCAGCCCGACGGACAGGAGCCUAUCUCGAGCACGGACAAGCAGAUUUCCCCGAACGCCGAGUUAGGAAUGGUGUAUUCGAAGCCGCGCCGGUUGCGGACUGCGUGGACUGCAAUUGAAGCCGGCUUCGAUGGUGUUGAGAUCCACGGCGCGCAGGGAUACCUCCUCGAGCAGUUCAUGAAGGACAGCUCUAAUGACCGCACAGAUGAGUACGGCAGCAGCCUAGAGAACCGGUGCCGCUUCGCCGUGGAGGUCAUAGACGCCAUUGUCCGUGAGAUUCCUCACAGGCUCUUGCCGUUCCGAAAGGCGUUUAACGGCACAUUUAUCGCCGCCUAUGGGUACGAUCGGGAGGAAGGCAACAAGGUAGUGGCAGAAGGCUAUGUUGACCUUGUCGCAUAUGGAAGGCUCUUCUUGGCUAACUCGGACCUGCCUAAGAGGUUCGAGCUGAAUGCACCACUGAACAAGUACGACCAUUCUACCUUCUACAUGCAAGAUCCCGUUGUUGGCUACACGGAUUACCCUUUCCUCGAAGACAGUAGCAAUAAUGAUGAUCAAGUACUCAAGUUUAAUCAUGCAGAUAAUCAAAUAUGA
This is a messenger RNA of Miscanthus lutarioriparius, 810 nucleotides long. The record is from the annotation of a GenBank genome assembly. NCBI's taxonomy places the organism in Eukaryota, Viridiplantae, Streptophyta, Magnoliopsida, Poales, Poaceae.